Chlamydomonas reinhardtii is the source of this 9563-nucleotide messenger RNA. RefSeq lists its product as uncharacterized. Gene Ontology annotation, biological process: menaquinone biosynthetic process. The record is from RefSeq and is a predicted model, not a curated record. The transcript is spliced from 26 exons. NCBI's taxonomy places the organism in Eukaryota, Viridiplantae, Chlorophyta, Chlorophyceae, Chlamydomonadales, Chlamydomonadaceae. The coding region runs from base 339 to 8879 and encodes 2846 amino acids. Gene Ontology annotation, molecular function: 2-succinyl-5-enolpyruvyl-6-hydroxy-3-cyclohexene-1-carboxylic-acid synthase activity; thiamine pyrophosphate binding; magnesium ion binding.
GUUUACAUAUCAUUGUCACGAAUCAGUCAGUGAUGGCGAGGUGCACAGGUCGCAAUUCAGAUGCAAGCACGCAUGUGUUACAUAGCCAAAGCCGCCCGCCAAGAUCUUUCAAUGUAUACACCUACCCCUAUAUACGCAUCUCGCAAAGAAGAUCUAGCGCGUAAGCUAGUUUGAAAGAACAGAAGGUAUUGAGCCGAUUAUGCGCGAUUUACGCGCUGCACAGUGACAAUUCGUGGCUUUCAUCGCUUGAUUCUAUACUGUAAGCGCAUUUAGAAGGCCAAACUUAUGGCGCCUCGGUGACUUGCGUGCCCGGCGUAGCGCCUCAAACUCAGACAAGUAUGAUGCCACUGGCAGGGGCAGGCCACACAAUGGCCCCACAGUCUGCCGGCUCCGUGCCGGGUGUUGGGGCUACCUCAGCAGCGGCAGCGCCUGUGAAGCAGCGACCGGCCCCCCCUGCCGCCUGCGGGGGCGCGGCGCGGCGCUCGGCGGCCGCUGCAUCCACCUCGCGAGCAGCUGUAGGCCUGGGCCACCCAGGCGAUGCAGGGUCGUGGCUGCGGGCAUCCGCCCGUCGGCCCAAGGUACUGGCCACCGCAGCGGCAGUCACCGGCCCCCACUCGGACACCAGCACAGGCGCCCCUCAGGAGGCCUCGACGGUGACGGCACGGGGCGAAAGUGCCGACGCGACCGCCGACGCCUCCUCGCAGCAGCUGACCCAGUUGCAGCAGCAGCAGCUGCAGCAGGCGCCAGCAUCGGGGCCGGGGGCGCUGGGCACAGGCCCCAGCAGCGGCGGCCCCAACAUGCUACUGCUGCCGGUGGCGGUGUGCAAGACCAUUUCGCUGGCGCCGCAGGCCACCCUCUCCGACGGCGCGGCGGAGCUGCUGGGGCGCCUGCCCGCCGCCGCCGCCGAGCACGCCGCUCUGCCGUCGGGCGUCCUGAGGCUGGAGGUGCCGCUGCCGCGCACCGCCACCACCGCCCUGCGCUGGCUGCAGGGCCAGCAGCAGCAGCAGCAGCAGCACCAGGCGGAGGCGGUGGCAGUGGCCGCGGGCGACGGCGGCAGUAGCAACAGCAGCAGCAGCCCGGCGGCGGGUGGGCCGUUCUUGUACUUCAGCGGUCGCCGCUCCUCCGCGCCUGACACGCCGGGCGCCGCCGCGGCGGAGGCUGCCACUCGCGGCUGGAGUGCGCUGGCGGGCGCAGGCGCGGCGUGGCGGUGGUGGGGCCCCGGCGGCGGCUCCGGCUCCGGCACCAACACCAACGCCCGGGCCGGCCAUGGCAGUAGCAGCAUCAACGGCAACGGCAGUAGCAGCAACGGCAGUAGCCGGGGCAGCAAUUUCGACAGCCGGGUGGUGGCGGCGCUGCAGCGCUUCCUGUCCGCGGACCAGCCGCGUGUGCGCAUCCUGGGCGGUGUGCGCUUCGACCCGGCGCGGCCGCCCAGCCCGGAGUGGGCGGCCUUCGGCUCGCACUGCUUCGUGCUGCCGCUGCUGGAGCUGACGGAGGCGGAGGACUGCUGCCUGCUGGCCGCCACGCUGGCCUGGGACCCCGCGGCGGCGGCGGCGGCGGCGGCGGCGCGGGAGGCGGCGGCCGCGGGUGCAGGCGGCGGCUUCGUGGGCUGCUCGGACCUGGCCGCUGCGGCGGCGCGGGUGGAGGCGGCCCUGCGGCACAUGGCGCCCGCGGCCCCCGCCUCCGCCUACGGCCUGCGCGUCAGCCGCGGCGGCGCUGGUGGUGCUGGUGCUGGUGCUGGUGGUGCUGGCGGCGUCGCGGGGCCGGGCGGGCCUGAGGCGGUGCACAGCCCCUCCCGGGCCGAGUGGGACAGCAACAUGGCCGCACUGCUGGGCGGACUGCAGGAGCGGCACGACACGGGCGCCCCGGCCGCGGCGGCGGUGGCGUCGCUGCUGGACCCGGGGGUGGCGCGGCAGGAGUACCUCACGCACGGCCAGCAGGGGCUGGACGGCCUGCUGGAGGCCCUCACAGUGCGCACCGCGGCGGAGGCGGCGUCCGGAUCCGGAUCCAGAUCCGGAUCCGGCGAUGGAUCCGGUGAUGGAUCUGGAUCCGGUGGCCCGCUGGCGUCCAUGUCGGACGUGGGGCUUGACGCGCUUCGCGACCUGAUCGACGGCAAGGCCGUGUCCAUGACGCAGCUGGCGGAGGGCGCGGCGGCGGGGGGCGGCGCGGCGGCGGCGCAGCCGUCGGGCGCACAUGCUGCGGGCGUGGGCGUGGCGGCCGCGGCGGGCGUGGAAGCUGGCAGGGGCGGCGGCGGCGCGGGUGCUGUGGUCGGCGCGGAGGCUGGGGCGGAGUCUGAGGCUCUGAGCAAGGUGGUGUUGGCUCGGCGCACCACCACGCGGCUGGAGGGGCGGCUGGACCCACUGCACGUGCUGCAGAGCCUGCAAGAGCGGGACCCGCGCGCCUACCAGCUCUACUUCGCACCCGGCGACGGCGGCCAGACCACCACCACCGCCACCAGUACCAGCACGCCCGGCCCCGGCGCCGCCUUCCUGGCCUGCACCCCGGAGCGCCUGUACGCCCGCACCGGCCGCUUCGUGGCCAGCGAGGCGGUGGCGGGCACCCGGCCCCGCGGCCGCGGUGGCGACGUGGAGGCGGACUUCUGGCUGAGCCUGGACCUGCUGCGCAGCGCCAAGGACCAUGCCGAGUUCUGCACCGUGCGCGACUGGAUCGCGGCACAGCUGGCGGGCCCCUGUGAGGAUGUUGCCAUUGAAAUCCGUAAGUCGGUGUUGAAGCAGGGCGCCGUGCAGCACCUGUUUGGCCGCGUGGCGGCGCGGCUGCGGCGCGGCCGCAACGACGCGCACCUGCUGGCGGCGCUGCACCCCACACCCGCCGUGUGCGGCCGGCCGCGCGAGGCGGCGCUGGGCUACCUGGAGGAGCUGGAGGCGUUUGACCGCGGCUGGUACGCCGGCCCCUUCGGCUGGAUCUCGGGCGCGGGGGCCGAGUUCGUGGUGGCCAUCCGCUCCGGCCUGGUGGUGCCGGAGGGGGCGGUGGAGGCGGAGGCGGAGGCGGUGGCGGCAGAGGCGGCGAAGGCGGAGGCGGAGGUGAAGGCGGUGCGGCAGCAGCCGCAGGCGCAGCUGGCGAGCCGUGUGCACGUGUACGCGGGCGUGGGGGUGGUGCGCGGCAGCGACCCCACAGCCGAGUGGCAGGAGCUGGACCUCAAGAUCCGGCCUCUGAGCCAGGCGCUGCUGCCGGCGCCGCUGCCCGCCGCCGCGCCCAACGUGAACGUGGCGUGGGCGGGGCUGCUGGUGGAGGAGCUGUGCCGCCUGGGCGUCAACAUGUUCGCAGUGGCGCCGGGCUCCCGCUCCUCGCCGCUGACUCACGCCAUCGCCAGCCACCCGCGCGCGCGCCUCAACGUGUGCAUUGACGAGCGCUCACUGGGCUUCUGGGCGCUGGGCUACGGCCGGGCGUGCGGCCGGCCCGCGGCGGUGGUGACCAGCAGCGGCACCGCCGUGGCCAACCUGCUGCCGGCGGUGGUGGAGGCCAGCCUGAGCGGCGUGCCGCUGCUGCUGCUCACCGCGGACCGGCCCGCCGAGCUCAGGGACACAGCCGCCAACCAGACCAUCGACCAGACCAAGAUCUUCGGCGGCUUCACGCGCUGGUUCUUCGACCUGCCGCCGCCUGUGGCGGACGUGCCCGGCUUCGGCCGCACGGUGCUCACCGCCGCCUCCACCGCCGUGCGCGCCUGCGUGGCCUCCGCGCCGCCUGGGCCCGUGCACGUCAACCUGCAGUUCCGGGAGCCGCUGGCGCCGGUGGCGGCCCCCUGGCAGCCCGGCCCCUUCCUGCAGGGGCUGGCGGCCUGGCAGGCCUCCCAGCAGCCCUUCACGGCGCACAUAUCAGCCGGCGCGCUGCCCGCUGCGGCCGGCGCCAUCAUGCCGCUCCUGGCCUCUCAGCAGCAGGCGCAGCAGACGCAGCAGCCGCUGCUGGGCGCGGCGGCGGCGGGGCCGGGCGGCGGCGGCGGCGGCGGCUGCGACGUGGCGGGCCUGCGGUCGCUGCUGGCGGCCGCCCGGCGCGGCCUAGUGGUGGUGGGGGAGCUGCUGGACCCGCGGGAGAUAGUGGCGGCGCGGCAGAUCUGCGCCGCGCUGGGCUGGCCGGUGGUGGCGGACGUGCUGUCCGGGCUGCGUGUGGGCGCACCCCCCUACCCCACCUCCCCCUCCUCCCCCUCCUUCCCCUCCUCCUCCUCCCCCUCCUCCUCCUCCCCCUCCUCCUCCUCCCCCUCCUCCUCCUCCUCCUCCCCCUGCUCCUCCUCUUCCUCCUCUCCCCCCUGCUCGCUGUACGAGGGCCCGGUGCCGCUGGUGGCCCACAUGGACCACUUGUUGCUGGGCGACCGGGCCUGGUGGGCGGCGCUGCGGCCCGACUGCGUGCUGCAGCUGGGGCCGCACCUCACCUCCAAGAGGCUGGGACAGUUCAUGGAUUGGGCUGCCAUGGCGCCAGACGACGGCUCCUCCUCCGCCGCCGCCGCCGCCGCCGCGCCGUGGCUGUACGUGGCGCCGCACACGCUGCGGCACGACCCCUCCCACCUGGUCUCACACCGGGCGGUCAUGGACCUGGCGGCCUUCAGGGACGCAGUGGUGGCGCCUGUGGCGGCGGCGGCGGCGGCUGCGGCUGCUACUGCCGGGGCUGCUGGGGCUGCUGCUACUGCCGGGGCUGCUGCUGGUGGGCGGUGGCGGCUGAGCGAGUACGGGCGCAUGCUGCUGCAGAUGGACGAGGUGGUGUCGCACGAGAUUGACGCGGCUCUGGCCGCACUUGAGGAGAUCAGCGAGCCCUUCAUCGCGCGCAGCUUGGCCCGCCGCCUGCCGCCCGGACACGGCCUGUUCAUCGGCAACUCCAUGCCCAUUCGGGACAUGGACAUGUACGCGCCGCCCGCGCCGCCGGCUGUAGCAGCAGGCGGCGCAGCGGGGGCUGUAGCAGGCGCCGCUGCCGCGGCAGCGGCGGCGGCGCCGGGCUCGGUGGCGCCGGGCGGAGGAGGCGGCGGAGGCGCGAGGGCUGGCGGCGCGGCGCCGGCUGCGGCGCCGGCUGCGGGCACGGGCGCGGCUGCGCUGGUGGGGGUGCCGGUGGCUGCCAACCGCGGCGCCAGCGGCAUUGACGGCGUGCUGUCGACUGCGGCCGGCUUUGCGGAGGGCCUGUCCCGCCCCGCCACCCUGCUGGUGGGCGACCUGUCCUUCCUGCACGACAUCAACGGACUCAACCUGCUGCGAGGCGGCGAGCUGCGGCCGCCGCUCACCGUGGUGCUGGUCAACAACAGCGGCGGCGGCAUCUUCUCCUUCCUGCCCAUCGCCGCCUCCGUGCCCGAGGACGAGUUCACGCCGCUGUGGGCCACGCCGCAGAACGUGGACCUGGAGGCCAUGUGCAGGGCGCAGGGCAUCCCACACCAGCGUGUCACCACCCCCGGCGGCCUGGGCCCGGCGCUGGCGGCUGCCUGGGGCCUGAACCGGCACAGUGUGGUGGAGGUGGUCACGGACCGCACCACAAACGUGGACCUGCACAGGGUCAUACAGGCUGCGGCGCUGCGCGCGGCUCAGCACGUCCACGCCCUGGCCCGCAUGACCCAGCCGCCGCCGCCGCCAGCACCCGCUGCCGCCGCCGCCGCCGCCAGCUCCUCCCUGUUGCUGCUGGCGCCGCCGCCCGGCGGCUGCCCCUGCGCGCCCACCUUCCGCGCCGCCACCCUGCACUGGCAGCGCUACAGCCUACCCCUGGCCAAGCCGCUCACCAACACCACCGCCGCCGCCGCCGCGGCCCCGGCCGCCACUGCCACUGCCGGAGGCGGCGGCAGUAGCAGCGGCAGCGGCGCGGGCGGUGGGCUGGGCCGCCGCGAGGGGCUGCUGCUGCGGCUGCAGCUGACGUGGCCUGACGGGCGGCUGGCGGGGGCGGGUGUGGGCGAGGUGGCGCCGCUGCCGGGGCUGCACCGCGAGACCCUGCAGCAGGCGGAGGUGCAGGUGGCUGCGCUGAGCUGCCUGCUGCAGGGCGUGUGUGUGCCCGCCGCCCUGUCGCUGUGCGGCGGGCGGCUGGGCGACUGGCUGCAGCGGGAGGUGGGGCUGCGCAUGGAGGGAGGCUGGCUGGCGCCGUCCGUCAGGUUCGGCCUGGAGAGCGCGCUGCUGUCAGCGCUGGCGGCCUCGCUCCACACCUCCGUCACCGACCUACUCGCACCGCCUCCCUCAACCUCCUCCUCCUCAAGUUCCGCUGCGACCCCGCCGCCGCAACUGGUGCGCAUCAAUGGCCUGCUGUCGCCGCCCGUCACAGCCGACGUGGCCGCCGACGCCGCGGCGGCGGCGGCGGCCGCCGCCGCCCUGGUGGCCUCCGGCUACACCGCCAUCAAGGUGAAGGUGGCUCGGCGGCCCGACCCCGCCGCCGAUGCCGCGGUGCUGGCGGCGGUGCGGGCGGCGGUGGGGCCGCACGUGGGGCUGCGCGCGGACGCCAACCGCGGCUGGGCGGGGCUGGAGGCGGCGGCGGCGUUCGGGGCGGCGGCGGCGGCGGCGGGCGUGGGGCUGGAGUACGUGGAGGAGCCCACGGCCGACCCGCGGGACAUGGCGGCCUUCUACCGGGCCACGGGCGUGCCUGUGGCGGCGGACGAGUCGUUGGAUGAGGGGCUGCUGCUGCCACCGCCCUGCACCGGCUCCGACGCCGGCAGCAGCAGCGGCAGUAGCAGCACCAGUGGCGGCGCCCUGCGCGGCGGCAACAACGGGUCCCUGGGCUACGGCUCGGCCUCGGGCUACGCGGCGGGAUCCGGUACUACAGCCGCGGGGGCGGGGCAGGGAUGCUACAGCGCGCACGGGCUACCGGCGGACCGCGCCGCGGGGCUGGCGGCUGUAGUUGUGAAGCCGAGUGUGGUGGGCGGAAUGGAGGCGGCGUUAGAGGUGGCGCGGUGGGCGGCGCGGCGCGGCGUGAGCGUGGUGGUGAGCUCGGCCUUUGAGAGCAGCGUGGGCGUUUCGCACCUGCUACAGCUGGCGGCAGCGGUGGACCGCACGGCCGGCAGUAGCAGCGGUGGAGCGGCGGCGGGGGGCGUGCACCACGGGUUGGGCACGCUGGACUGGUUCGCUGCGGACGUGUGCGCGCAGCCGCUACAGCUACAGCCGCACAUGCUGCCCCUCGGCAGUAGCAACAGCAGCAGCAGCAACGGCAACGGCACCGGCAACGGCAUUAGCAGCAGCAGCAGCAGCAGCAGCUCUGCCGCAGCCGGCGACUUUGUGCCGCUGCAAUCCGUAUGCGGCACGGUGCGGCAUGCGGACGAGCUGUUGCAGGUGGCGGCCAGCGGCGCGGCGUUGCGGCCGGAGGCUUUCACGCGGCCGUGCGCGGCGGCCGCACUCGAGUGCAGCAGCAACUGCGACGGCGGGCUCUGGUCACAGGCGGCGGGGCUGGGCUGCACAACGGAGCGCGAGCUGAGCCUUGAGGUGGCCAUUCCGUCAGCCUCCGGCUCACCACCUGCAUCCUCCUCCGCCUCUGAACAGCAGUUGCUCCGAUUCCGCAUCCAUGGCUACGAGGUCCUCCCCGCACCCUCACCCGCACCCACACCCGCACCCUCCGUCUCCACCUCAGCCUCCACCUCAGCAGAGGGGUCGCCAGGUUCAGAUUCCGCACAGCCCGGUUCCCAGGCGGCCCAGGCGGUGGCGGCGCCGCCGCAGCCGUUCGUGUUCCUCCACGGGUUCCUGGGCAGCGGCCGCGACUGGGCGCCGCUCAUGCGCGCGCUGGCGGCGGCGGGGCACCGCUGCGUGGCCCUUGACCUGCCCGGCCACGGCGGCACGCGGCCCUUGGACGGCCCCGCGGCUGCAGAGGGUGGUGGGUUCGUGGGCGCAGGGCCGGCGGGGCUGCCAGUGACGGAGGCGCACACCAUCGCCGGCGCGGCGGCGUGUGUGUCUGCGGCGGCGGCGGCGCUGGGUCUGCAGGGCGCGGUGCUGGUGGGCUACAGCCUGGGCGCGCGGGUGGCGCUACAGGCGGCGGCGGAUGCGGGCAGAGGUACUACGGCGGCAGAGGCGAUGCCGGCGUCGAGCGGGACAGGCGGCAGGGAGGCGUCAGGCGGCGCCUCCCAGCAGCCCGCCUGGUCGGGUGUAGUGCUGGUGUCCGGAACACCCGGCAUCAAGGACGCGGCGCAGGCGGCGGCGCGCGCCGCCAACGACGACCGCCUGGCUGCGGGGCUGUGCCGUGCCGGCCUGGCGGCCUUCGUGUCGCGCUGGUACCAGCAGCCGCUGUGGGCGCCACUGCGACGCCACCCCGCCUUCCCGCGCAUGCUGGCGCGCCGCACCGCGGCCGCCGCGGCGGAGGACGCAGGUGGACACGCGGCGGCAGCGGCGGCGCCGGAGGAGGAGGGGAAGAAGGCGGAGGUGGAGCAGCUGACGCAGUCGGCUGCGGUGCAGGCGGCGGCGGCGCUGAGCGGCAUGAGCACAGGCCGCAUGGUGCCGCUGUGGGACCGCCUGGACCCCUGGGCCGGCCCGCCAGUGGUGCUGGUGGUGGGAGACCUGGACGCCAAGUUUGUGGACAUCAACACACACACCCUGGCGCGACUGGUGUGCCGCCGGACCGCCGCCGCCGCCGCGGCCGAGGCGCUGGCGGCGCCCGCCACCGCCGCCGCCACCACGCAAGCCGAGGUAGCGGCAGCGGCGGCCACCGCCGCAGCCGCACAGCCUGCGGUGCAGUCGCUUGCGUUCUGGGCGAACCCGGGCACGGCGGGUGCUGGCGGGAUGGCGGGCGCCGCGGGUGCGGCGGGUGUUGGGGGUCAGGGCGGCUCGGGGCGGGUGAUGGGUGUGCACGAGCAGUUGGGGCAGCUGGGGCACGCGCUGGUGCGGGUGGAGGGCGCGGGGCACGCGGUACACGUGGAGGCGCCGGAGCGGCUGCUGGAGGUGCUGCAGGAGGCGGCGGCCGCGCUGCGUGGCGGGGCGGCGGCGGAGUCCUGAGAGCUGUGCCUGGCUGUGCUGGGGCAGCAGCUGUGUGGUGUGGUGUGGUGUGGUGUGGAAGGACGGGAGCCGCGCGCUGGAGUGAGCAAGAGCCUGGCUGACAGCGAUGAUUAUUGAAAGCAAGAGAUCACGACGCGGAAGACUAUAUAUACACAUAUUUGCGUUGUGUAUGUAUGUAGGGGUGGCGACUUAUGAGCGCGACUGUGUGAUGGCAUGGAUGCUCUGGGUUGUGAAGGCUGAAGAUUGAUAAGAGGGAGGCAAGGAGUGAUGACUGGAGCGGCAGGAGAGGUGCGUUGCUAUUUGCGAGCUAUCAGAAGCUGCGCGCGUUGGCGUGAGCAAGAGCAGCAUUGAGUGUGGUGCAUGCAUGUGCACAGGUGGCGAUAGAGCAUUGGGACUAGAGGGCUACAAUCUUUGCUGUAGUACAUGCCGCGGCUAGGGCAGGGUACAUAUGUUGCCGGGAGGAAAAGUUUGUCAUUUGUGCGUACAUGCGUGCGUGUGUAUGUAAGUCUAGAGGCGGCUGGAUUGACCCGGGCGGCCGAUGGGUCCAGGCAUCUUCCUCUCACACGCCGCGCGGCCGCCCUGUGCUCCAGCCGUAGUCUGGGCGUGCGGCGUGCGUCUGGGCGCAGGCCUGAUGGCGGCCGCAUUGCGCAGAAGCCGAGUGUGGGUGAUGAUAGGGACACAAGA